Messenger RNA from Grosmannia clavigera kw1407, 3345 nucleotides. RefSeq names its product serine/threonine-protein kinase. The transcript is spliced from 2 exons. Gene Ontology annotation, molecular function: ATP binding; protein kinase activity; protein binding. Gene Ontology annotation, biological process: regulation of cytokinesis; mitotic cell cycle; regulation of protein localization to mitotic spindle pole body. The coding region runs from base 1 to 3345 and encodes 1114 amino acids. NCBI's taxonomy places the organism in Eukaryota, Fungi, Ascomycota, Sordariomycetes, Ophiostomatales, Ophiostomataceae. Gene Ontology annotation, cellular component: cytoplasm; nucleus; spindle pole body. The record is from RefSeq and is a predicted model, not a curated record.
AUGGCAGGGAAGGGCAUCGACGUGGAGGCACUGUCGCCUAGGGACGCCAAUGCGCGACGGCCGCGUGCCACGACGAUGGAGCUGAAGCCCAAGACAGUGGCGCAGUUGAAGGCGAACAAGGACAAGGAGCACCCAGCGCCGCCACCACCAAAUGUGACGGAGCCACCGAGUGCCGACCGGCGAGACGGGGCGGUUUAUCAGGUGGGCAAGCUGCUGGGCAAAGGCGGCUUUGCGGUGUGCUAUUCGGGGGUGUUGGCGGGGACGAAGAAGGUGUAUGCGCUCAAGAUUGUGAAGAGCAAGAUGCCGGCGAAGAUGGGGAAAAAGUUCCAAACAGAGCUGCAGAUCCACUCCAAGAUGCGCCACGUCAACAUCGUGCAGUUCUUCCGGGCAUUCUCGUUUGAGAGCUCAACGUACCUGGUGCUGGAGCUAUGCCCCAACGGCUCGCUGAUGGACAUGGUGAAGCGACGCAAAGGCGUGACGGAGGCGGAGGUGCGAUUUUACGCAGUGCAAAUUGCCGGGGCGAUCAAAUACAUGCACGCCAAGGGAAUCAUCCACCGUGAUCUCAAGAUGGGCAACAUCUUCCUGGACCGGCACAUGAACGCCAAGAUCGGCGACUUUGGGCUGGCAGCACUGCUAGUGACGGGCCGCGACAUGCAGACGAUCCGACGGACGACGCUCUGUGGCACGCCCAACUACAUCGCGCCGGAGAUCCUGGAGAAGGGCCGACAGGGCCAUGACCACAUGGUGGACAUCUGGAGCCUGGGCAUCAUCAUGUAUGCGAUGCUGACGUCGAAGCCGCCCUUCCAGUCGUCGACGACAGACGAGAUCUACCGCCGAGCCAAGGAGCGCGACUAUGAGUGGCCGGCCGCCGAGGUGCGGCCGAUCAGUAGCGACGCCAAGCACGUGGUGGCCUCGAUGCUGCAGGAGGCGCACAUGCGGCCGGAUCCCGACGCCAUCAUCGAGCACCCGUUCUUCACGACCGGCUACCUGCCGACACCAGCGGACAUGACAAUGCGGCUGCGCGACCUGCCGCCCGAGCGUGAUUGCUUCUACCGCAUCCCGUCGUCGCCACGAGUGCAGGCCCAGAACCUCGAUACGCUCAAGGCCAUGUGUGUCGAGUGUGGCGUUGGGCCGUGGGCCAAGACGAAGCUGCUGUCGAAGCCGGUGUGGCGCGAGAUGGCUGCUGAGGAACAGGCCGGCCUGACUCCAGCCAUCCCGCUGGCUGAUGACGUUGUAUAUCGGCCCUUUGAGACCUGGUUGCAGGAGACCCAGCUGUUGCGUGCCGGCAGUGGUGGCAGCAGCCGGAGCACUUCAGCCUCCGUCACCCGAGUUGCUGCAGGACCGUCUCUGGCUGUGUCUGCAUCGGCAGCAUCGUCUGCGUCCACUCCGGUCGAAGCACAGCCGCCCGUUGCCGAGUGGCUCCCGCCAGCAGCGUCUCUGUCAGGCACCUCGUCACGGAAACCUGCACCGUCAGCUGAUGAUGCUGCCACUUCGACCGGCCUGCGAGCACCACCACAAAGCUUUGCUGCCCAGCAGCGACAGCAGGGCCGGGUUUCUGCACGACGAGACGUCGCUGUCGCCAAAGGGUUGUCAUUGCAGGCCCGCGAGCAGGCUGCAGCCUCGGCGAAAUCGUCAGCCACAAGCGCCACAAACGCCACAAACGCCACAAUCCCAACCACCACCACUACCACAUUGACAACACGUUCGCACCGGACAGUGCUGCCCGGCAGCAAGUCGUCUUCUUCGUCGAUCCCGUCAUCCUCCUCUUCUUCCUCGGCCGUGCCCGAGCGUAAGACUGCUUUGCGACCUGCUUCCAGCCGGUCAACGCAGCAACAGCAGGAACAACCAAAACCACAACAACCACAACAGCAACCACAACCACAACCACAACCACAAUCACUAUCACAACCGCAAACCCAGUCACGGCCAGAAGCAGAAGCAGAUGACGAUGACGUCACGGCUAUCGAGCGGCCGCCGCGACUGUCACUCUUCAGCCCGUACGAGCGCCAAGAGCUGGUGCCCGGCAGCGAGCCCGACGUGGUGCUCGCUCGACUGCACAAGCUGCAGGCCGAACUGGACCGCGCACUCAACGCACGCACAAUGGCCUUUGUGUCGGCACGCGACAAGACGGCCGGGCCGCCACAGAUCGUCGUCAAAUGGGUCGACUACACCAACAAGUUCGGUCUCGGCUACAUCCUCAACGACGGUAGUGUCGGCUGCAUCUUGCGGGCCAUCCACGUUCCCGGCGAAGCCAGCGAGCUGCCACCGUCGUGUCUGAUGGUCCGUGGAGCCGAGCGCCACAUUCAGCGCCGCGAAGACGUCUCGUAUCCAGACCGCCAGCAGAUCGUGCCCAUGGGUCGCCGCCGCAGUGGCGAUGUCGUCGAGGGCGAGGGUGAAGGCGCCAUCCGCUUUUACGAGAACAACGGCGAGCGCGGUCUGCGCCGCGUCUGUGUCGAUGCCUCGCGCUUCCGUGUCGCUGUCGAUUCGCGUUCCGGAGCUGCUGGGAAGCUGUCGGCUGGCCGCGACGCCUUUGACCACCGCAAGCGCGAGCGUAUCGUCCUCUGGAAGAAAUUUGCCAACUAUAUGCUGGCAUACGGCCGCGAGCUGGAGGGCAACCAGGCCACAGCCGAUGCUCGGAACCCAUCAUCGUCCUCGUCGUCAUCAUCGUCUUCGACGUCGUCUUCGUCGGCCUCGUCGGCUUUGUCAUCCCAGCCGUUGUCGGCAUCUGACGAUGCUGUCGUCACCUUUUACCAGCGCUUCGGCGAUGUCGGCUGCUGGGUCUUUGGUGACGGUCAUCUGCAGUUUAACUUUCCUGACCACACCAAGAUGGUGCUCGAUGCUGCCGGCGUCAGCUGCCACUUUUGGCACCUGCCGGCCGCCGCCGCCGAGCGUCUCGCUGCCACCGGCCUCGUUGAUGAGGAGGCCCUGGACAGUCGCAGCGUGCUCUCUUAUCCGCUGCAGACCCUUCUCAACUUCUCGUCGGUCCCUUCGUCUGCCUCGGCUGCCUCGCGUCGGAGGCCCAACAUCCGCCCUGAGCUGCAGAACAUCCCCGCUGCCAACGACUUCCGCCGCAAGGUCGAGUUCGUCCGCUCCAUUGUGCGCGAGUGGGUGUCGCGCCGUGGCCUCGGCAACAGCGAUAUGAGCCACGCUGGCCGUCUCCGCUGGAUGGGCGCCCGCGAGACCGCCAAGCUCGCUCCCGGCACCGUCACCCCGACCCCCGUACCGGCCUCCAAGCACGUCUGGGUUACCAUCGGCGCCCGUCUGGGCGACGUCCGCGUCUCGGCCAUGGUCGAUCCUCGUCGGCCAGGCGAGCUGGGCCCCGAUUUGGAUGAGGUCCGCCGGUAG